Molecule: messenger RNA, 1304 nt
Organism: Cephus cinctus (wheat stem sawfly)
Lineage: Eukaryota; Metazoa; Arthropoda; Insecta; Hymenoptera; Cephidae
Gene: D1
Product: high mobility group protein I
Exons: 4
Coding region: 341-697 (118 amino acids)
Molecular function (GO): DNA binding
Source: RefSeq, a predicted model, not a curated record
UACACGUAUUUGGCGGUCCGGAGCCAAGGAGGGGCAUCACCAAAGUAUAGUAUACUCGCUAUCGUGUGCAGAGAGAGUAGGGAGUAGUGGAUCCAAGCAACCACAGAAGGAGCAAAAGAGCCGCGUGCUCGCUAGAGACAGAAUCCGCAACGAUAGUUGUAGCACGCACGGCGUCUCGGUGCCCCACGCCACGACGCGCGCACCCGUAGUAGAGAGCCGCCUUUGUCUCUUCUCUCUCCACACCACGAAAACCCGAGCAUCAUAUUAUUCCUGAGCUAACUUCGGAUUGUUGUAAUAUCACGUUCGGUGCUGAAUUCUCACUUCAGUUUAACCAUCUAAGAUGUCGGACGACGGUUCGCCUGUGGUCGAAGACCAGAAGAAAAAGCGAGGACGACCAGCCAAGGCCGAUAAGGGUGCCGUGAAGGAAUCUAAGAAACGUGGAAGAGCAUCCUCUGAGAAGAAUAAUGUGUCCCGUCCAAUAAAGUCUGAUAAUGAGGACGACGCGCCACCUGUUCCAGUAAAGAGAGGUCGAGGUCGGCCCAAGGGUUCACAUAAGAAGAAGCAAGGACCACCAAAGGGUACGGCACCUUCCACGGGUCGUGGCCGUGGACGGCCGAAGAAGGUCGAAGAGAAGCCUGAAAGUACCGGUGAGGAGGAGGACGAGCAGGAGGAAGAGGAGGAGGAGGAAGAAAACUGAAGACACUCCUUUGAUCGUCGCCCUUAACCUCAAAAAACAUCCCGAGAGACACGCACCUCUAAACGGCUCCCUUUUCUCUUUUUUUUUCUUUAAUAAGUUUAAUCUCUACCACGUACUGCGAGGCACCAGGCGCCCGGAUACUGCGAUUUGCGAUUAUCGCGGUAUCAAGGCGUCUUUUUUCUUUGUAGGCCACGUGGAGGAAGGCAAGGAUCAAGAAUGAAAUCCAACGAGCACAGGGAAUAACUGGAAAAAUCAAAAGAUCAGAAUACAUUAAGAAAAUUUUUGUACAAUCACUCUGCACGGCAACAACAGUGAUACAUCAGGGUUGCUCUGCAGCGUUCACAGAAUGAACAUCUAGAUGACUCUGAGUAGAUAUACUUACCGUUUACUCCUUUAUUUCAUAUACAGGAGGACAAAUCAUCCGGAGUGCAUUCAGGAUGUUCAUUCUUAACGUAAUUUGAGCUACUGUCACCGAGAAGCGAACACUCCGUCUUAAAGGAAUAAAGAUACAAAGAGAGAGAGAGAGAGCACUCAAUAAUAAUACAGAUGGGAAGAGAAGGAGAGCACUGCCAGAGGGUGUGUAAACAACGCAAUGGGAAAAAUGAGG